GUCAGAUAAACUUUCCUGAACGUAUGUAAACAGUGCGGAUUUUCUCUUUUUUCACCAGGAAAUCGCCGUAAUUCAGUCGUGAAUAUAGUGGAAAAUGUCUGAUAGCGAUUCUGAGCAAUUGCAGCAAAAUGCCUUCGAAUCCAUGGCGGAGCACGAAGCAGAGAUGCAGAGGCAAAUGAUGAGCGUCCCUCCGCCGGGAAUUGCGAUGGGGCAGCUUCCGCCGCCGGGAACAAUGCCAGUGCCGCCGCCCGCGGUUCCCGGAGGGCCGCCGGGGACUUGGAGUCAGCAGGAUUCCGGAAAUGAGAGCGACGAGAAGAUCCCCUCGCUGAUGUCGCUGGUACUGGACAAACCGGACGAGGUGAAGGCCAAGAAGCCGGCCGAAGUCGUGCUGCCGAAGGCACUGGAAGAAGUGCUGGCGCUGAAGGAUCAGCGCGCGAUGGAACUGGGCAGUCAAGCGGAGGAUAUCAUGAAGGCGACGCAGCCUCAGAUGUCCACGGGCGUGAUCAGCACGGACUACGCGGAUGCAGAUGUGGAUUCUGACGAUGAGGUGGAUAUGGUGACGGCGCCAGAGCCGCAAGCGGGUAAAGGGGAGGGAAAAGUGGACAAGAAUAGGCGGAAGAAGAAGCGCAAGAAGCAGAACAGGCAGCAGCGAAUGGCAGCACAACGUGAAGCCGAAACGAAGAAGGACGAGGAUGGAAAGAAAGAGGAAAACGGGCCGAAAGAGACGCCUAAAGGAGAUGAGGUUGAGGAGGAUGUCCAGAUUGAGUAUGUACCGGAGAAGAUCACAAUAGCUGACUUGGCGCCAAUGUAUCGGCAGUUUUACCGCGUCUUUGAGAUGUUUAAAAUCGAAGAGAAGCGGCCGAAUGAGCAACAAUUGGCCGACCAACUGGCGGCUGAGAAGCUGGCUAAGGAGAAGCAAAAGCUAAUCACGGAUGACAUGGACGAGGACGAGGAGGAGUUUGAUGGCGACAAAGCGGAAGACAAAGAGAGAAUGUCGAAGAGGAAACUCAAGAAAUUGACUCGCCUCAGUGUGGCUGAGCUGAAGCAGCUCGUGAGUCGCCCAGAUGUUGUGGAGAUGCACGAUGUCACAGCGCGUGACCCGAAGCUUCUGGUGCAGCUGAAGGCGCAUCGCAACACAGUUCAGGUGCCGCGUCACUGGUGCUUCAAGAGGAAGUAUCUGCAGGGGAAGCGCGGCAUCGAAAAGCCACCCUUUGAUCUGCCGGCGUUUAUCAAGAAGACUGGCAUCAUGGAGAUGAGGGCGUCGCUGCAGGAGAAGGAUGAGGCGAAAACGCUGAAGGCUAAGAUGAGAGAGCGCGCCCGACCGAAGAUGGGGAAGAUUGACAUUGAUUACCAGAAGCUGCACGAUGCGUUCUUCAAGUGGCAGACAAAGCCCAGGAUGACCAUUCAUGGGGAUCUAUACUACGAGGGCAAGGAAUUCGAGACGAGACUGAAGGAGAAAAAACCCGGAGACUUGUCGGAGGAGCUGAGAACGGCUCUGGGCAUGCCGAUCGGGCCGAACUGCCACAAGAUUCCGCCUCCGUGGCUGAUUGCGCAGCAGCGAUACGGUCCGCCGCCGAGUUAUCCCAAUCUGAAGAUUCCCGGGCUGAAUGCGCCCAUUCCGGACGGCACAUCGUUCGGUUAUCACGCCGGCGGAUGGGGAAAGCCGCCGGUGGAUGAGAAAGGAAAGCCUCUGUACGGAGAUGUGUUCGGCACGAACGCCCUGGAUCAGGACAGUGGAGUUGAUGAUGGGGAGAUUGACAGGCAGAUGUGGGGCGAGUUGGAGUCGGAAUCUGAGGAGUCCAGCGAGGAGGAGGAGGAAGAAGGCGAGGACCUGGGCAAUGCACCCGACGAGAGCGGCCUUGUGACACCGGCUGAGGGCUUGGUGACGCCGUCAGGCUUGACCAGUGUGCCGGCGGGCAUGGAGACGCCGGACACGAUUGAGCUGCGCAAGAAGAAGAUAGAGAGCGAGAUGGAGGACAACGAGACGCCCGUGCUGUACCAUGUGUUGCCGGAGAAGCGCAACGAGCGCAUCGGGAACGCCAUGAUGGCCUCCACGCACGUGUAUGACGUCGCGGGGCACAUGAAGGCGCCCCCGCCGCCCAGGUUCCCGCCGAUCGGCGAGCGCGAAGGCAUGGUGGAGCUGGCGCUGGAUCCAUCUGAGCUGGAUAUGGACAACGAGGCCAUGGCGCAGCGCUACGAGCAGCAGAUGCGCGAGCAGCAGAGCCACCUGCAGAAGGAGGAUCUCUCGGACAUGCUGGCGGAGCACGUGGCCAGGCAGAAGUCCAAGCGGAAGCGCCAGCAAGUGGACACGAGCAGCAAGCAGACGAAGAAAUACAAGGAGUUCAAGUUCUAAGGCAAACUAUCUUAUCUGACGCAUGAAAUCACGGCUGGAAAUUGAUUUUAGUGAUUUUUAUUGGAAUUUAUUGAUAAGGUGUGAACCGAAGAGGCGAACUGGUUCCAUUUGAGAAGUGUAUUAGAUGUAAUGUGCCCAAAAGUCUCUCAAUAAACUAUUAUAAAGGAAAUGUAA
Molecule: messenger RNA, 2527 nt
Organism: Phlebotomus argentipes
Lineage: Eukaryota; Metazoa; Arthropoda; Insecta; Diptera; Psychodidae
Gene: Sf3b2
Product: splicing factor 3B subunit 2
Exons: 3
Coding region: 95-2353 (752 amino acids)
Biological process (GO): mRNA splicing, via spliceosome
Cellular component (GO): catalytic step 2 spliceosome; U12-type spliceosomal complex; U2-type spliceosomal complex
Source: RefSeq, a predicted model, not a curated record